UUACAGAAAUCCUGCCCAAGAUCGCCCAGACUUUUAGAGACUGGUUUCUUCCCACUACAUUAGGCUGCUUUUUCCCAUGAGACAUUGCAGUAGCUGUCUGAGGACUAGUUCCUGGAAUGAUCUAAACCUAGGGAGUCUGAUGCUGGCAAAUAGGAGCAGCUACACCGGACAAGGAGAGAGUCCUGAACCAUAGAGAGUAGGCGGGGCUCUGAGACUGUGGCCCAGAGAUAAGGAAGGGGGAGCUCGAAAACACUUCCGACUCAGAAAGACUGUCAUGGCCUGGGAGGUAGGUGAGGCCGGGGGCUUCUUGCUCCGGGAAUUCCAGCCUGGGGAUGCUGAUGCGGUGCGGGAGCUGUUUGCCGCGGGCAUGAGCGAGUAUGGGCCGGCCCUGCGCACACACGUGUUACAGCAGCCUUGGGUGAUGCUCACCCUGACCGGCACCUUCCUGCUGCUGGUGGCUAGCGCACACUCCCUGCUGCUGCCCGCGCUCGUCCUGGCAUUGCUGCUGGCAGCUGCCCACCUGGUGCUGGGCCAAGUCUGGGCCCUCUACAUCCAGCGCUGCCUCUCCGACGACCUGAAGGAUAUCGGGGACGCUUACGCGCCGCAUCGCGGCGCCCGCUUCUGGGUGGCUGAGGCGGGGGGGGAGGUAGUGGGCAUGGUGGGCGCACGGCCAGUGGAGGGCCAUGGCCCCUCCGGCGUGCUGGUGCUGAAACGUAUGGUGGUACGCCGAGACCACCGAGGCCGCGGCGUGGGCAAAGCCCUGGGACGAGCCGUGCUGGCCUUCGCUUGCGAGCAGGGCUGCCGCGCUGUGGUGCUCAUCACGCACCGCCUGCAGCGCGAAGCUCGGAGCCUCUACCUCAGCCUCGGCUUCCUGCCAGAGCCGCCCCAGCCGCUUCCCACCUUCUAUGGACGCUUGGCGGACUUCACGCUCACCCGCUACCGCUAUGACCUUGCCCCUGGGGACUAAGGCGCUGCUGCCUGGGGACGACCUUGAACAGGACUGUGUCUCCUGGAAAAAGAGAAAGAGAGAGAGCGAGAGCGAGCGAGCAGAGCUGGAACCCUUCCCUCUUUUGCUAAGGGAGGACUUCAGAUCAAAACAUCAAUGAAUUUAGGAUUAACUGGCUUUGGGAUUUCUGGGGGCAGUGAGCUUGUGUGUGCGUGUUUGCAUCCUGAACAAGUCAUUUCAACUCCCAGGGACCCAAUAUCCUGUCACUGGAUUGUACUUUUUGAUUUCUAAGGCAACUGAAAGCAGUUAAAUAAGAAGUCCAGGCUAUAGAGAGAAAAUGAAGUAUAUUAUAUUGCAGGGCAUUUGGUGCCUCGGUUUUUUUUUUUUGUGGUUUUUUUUUUUCAUUUUUGCUUAAAUGUUCAAGUUAUUAUUCUAGGUUUGGGGCUGGGGAUAGAAAUAUGCCUGGACAGAAGAAGGAUGAUCGGAAGAUUUUAAAAACAAAACAAAACAAACAAACAAAUAAAACUACUUAAUGAUUUCUUCCUUAAAAUUUCUGAACCACUCUAGAAUGCAUUAGCAAUUCCUCCCCCCCCCAUGCUAGAGUUUGAUUAAUAAACUAACAUCAUACCCAUUAAUGUGCUUAAACUGAGAUUGAGAAAAAUAAAUUCCCUGAAAUUGUACCAGUUUCCCCCUUCCAUCUCAUAGCACUUUGAUAUUAGAUGGCAACUUAAAUGUGAUUUAAGAGGCAAAAAAGAAGAUCGCAAAUGAACCCUCUUGCCUGAAAUUCUUUCAUUGAUUUUAUGAACACUAUUUGAAUCUCCUCAUUUAAUAAUUUCAUUUAGAGUUAAUGAAGGCCUUCUUACAAUUAAGGUAAUCUUUGGAAGAUUAGGGUUAUUGGUUAUUCAUACCUUAUUAUGAAUUAGUUGUGAAGUCAAAAUUAUCUCUCAAUAUAUAUUGUCUAAUAAUUGCUGGGUACCAUUCUAUGCCCCAGAGCAACAAAGAUGAAUAAUACAUCUUACCUGUCUUCAUACAAUCAACACUCUAGUGAAUAUUUGGAAGGGGGAGGAAGGACUUAUACAAAAUGUUGUUUGUAGCUGUUUUUCAGUCCUGCCUCUCUUCUUGAUCCCAUUUCAUAUUUACCAUUUCCUUCUCCAGCUCAUUUUGCAGAUGAAGAAAUUGAGGCAAACAGGGUUAAGUGACUUGUUCAGGGUAACAUAGCUUGUAAGUGCCUGAAGCCUAUUUUUAACUCAAGGCCUAGCAGUAUCCUCUGCUCCAUCUAGCUUUCCUUUGCACAAGAGUAGAAAACGGGUUAGAAAAUAAGAUUAAGGAGAGAUAGAGCCCUAAAUGUUGAGAGGAAGUUGAAAGUACAAGGGAAGUUUUCAUGGAGGAAAUGAGUCAAAAUUGUGUCUUGAAAGAAAAAGUAUUUCAGAGCAAAUGAGAAUAAAGAAUGAAGUUUUACUAAUGAGAGAGAGGUCUAAGUUUCAGGGAUGCAUGGGCCUCAUUGAGGUUCAAAAUAUGAAAUUUUAAAUAUUUAAUCAGGGAUACCAGGAAUAGAGCACAGAAAAGGAAGUGGAAAAGGUCAAAACAACAAAAAAAUUUCACCUUCAAAAUUUUCCCCAACUCAAAUGUUUUAACAAGUUUUAAAAAUGAAUUUAUACCAAAUCCACAGAAAGACUGAGGGUUCUAUAAUCUUAUGUAAGUGCUAUUUAAAAUUCUUGUUUGAUUGGUCUGUUGUUGCAGCAUAACCACAUGAAAUAAGGUCUGCUAAUGGUGUGAGAUCUGCUUUGGCUUUGUAAAUCUUUCAACUUUUAGUACUGUAUUUUGUACUAAAGUGAUCUACAUACAGAAUGCCAGGUUUUCUAGGUGUGUAUGUUCAAUGUUUUAUGUAAUUUAUUCUGUUCUAUAUGUGAAAACAACUUGAUAUGUUUUUUUUAUUGUUUUUCUCACUGCUUGCUUCUGUAUUGUAAUAAUAGUGGAUGGAUUCUCUUAGAUUUAGGACUCUGGUGGUGAGCUUUUAAAGAUUCUCAGUUUUGGAUGAUUUGUGUUCAGUUUUGGCAAAUGAACAGGAAGACUUCUCAGUAAAAGAAACGAUUUCAUCUUAUGGGAAGAUUCUACACUGACAUGAAUUCUGUUAUCAAGUGAAAAGAAAUAUCAGAAUAUUUGCUGCUCAGAAAAUACUGCUUUGUAAUCGGUGGGGAAACCAAAGUAGCUAAGAUUUUACAAAAACUUCAAUACUCUAAAAGAUAAUGUAGCUAUAUAAAAUGGGAAUUUAAUUGUUCUGACACUGGGAUGUGUGUAUUAACUAUUUUUUUUCUGAUAAUUGCGUAUAAAAACCUGGCCAAAAGGAGCAAUUAUGGACAAAAUGGAUUUGAAAGCCUAAAUCCAAAUGAUUGUAACUAUAUAUUCACACUAUACUAAGAACUUUUGUGUACAAGUUUUUAAAGUGUAAAAGAAAUAAAACUGAACAUAAAUGGCAGUGUUACUGAACAGAAUCUUCUUCUCUACAUAAUUGCAAAGUGGAUCCAUGUUCAUAAAUCCUAAUGAAGAUCAAAGUACUUCUUUCUUUGUAAAAUAGACUAAGUUUGGAGAUAAGGAUGUAGCUUUGUCAUUGCCAUGAGUAGUCAUUGUGGGUUUUCAUGAUUGAUAUGACAGUAGAAAUACUUUUGAGUUAUAAUGCCUGACUACUAGGCUGUGUGGCAAUACUGUGUGUAUAAGUGGUUUUAUGUAUAUUUAUCUACAUGUUUUUACCAUCUAUCAAGAAAUAAAUCAGUAUACAGGGUUUUUUUUUAAUAGCAAUGAUUAAAAGUAGUAAUCAAAUUUACUUUGCUAUUGUUUUACUUUUGUUUCAAAGGCAGAAUGUUUUAUUAGAAAAAGCUUUUGUUGUAGAGUGGAGGUGCAGCCCCUAAUGCUCCCAAGUAUGGCCAGAAUCAGAUUACAAUGUAAUUGGGAAAUACUUAACAAAAUAAAUUAAAAUACAAUAUUACAUACAUAAUGUCAACAUGUACUUUUCUAAGUCUAUAUGAAAAUAGCAGGUUCUAUUUGAGUUUGACACCACUGAAGAUUUGACCUUGAGCUUCUGGUUUAAGUAG
This is a messenger RNA of Dromiciops gliroides (monito del monte), 4035 nucleotides long. RefSeq names its product N-acetyltransferase 8-like. The record is from RefSeq and is a predicted model, not a curated record. The transcript has a single exon. Gene Ontology annotation, molecular function: N-acetyltransferase activity. The coding region runs from base 275 to 967 and encodes 230 amino acids. Lineage: Eukaryota; Metazoa; Chordata; Mammalia; Microbiotheria; Microbiotheriidae.